Wasmannia auropunctata (little fire ant) is the source of this 2098-nucleotide messenger RNA. RefSeq lists its product as uncharacterized. Bases 216 to 1904 code for a protein of 562 amino acids. Gene Ontology annotation, molecular function: DNA binding. Gene Ontology annotation, cellular component: nucleus. The record is from RefSeq and is a predicted model, not a curated record. The transcript is spliced from 2 exons. NCBI's taxonomy places the organism in Eukaryota, Metazoa, Arthropoda, Insecta, Hymenoptera, Formicidae.
UUGUUACAAUGAGUAAAAAACCACGGUCCCGUAGCGCCACGGCUCGUGCGACUAGGAACACGUUCGAGCUUGUUACUGUCACUGCUCAGCGAAAUGAGGUUAACGCAGACGUGUUUAUUUCGUAGUUACAUAAAAAAAUCAUUUUUGCUGUGCCAAAGUAAGAUUUUUUGCCUAGAUUUGAAGUCUCAUCUUGGCUAGACUGUUAAAGGUUCAUCAUGGUUAGAAAUUAUAAAAAGAAAACGGACAGAGGUGCAAUACCUGAAACUACCUAUGAGAUGGCCGCAAAUGACGUCAUCAAUGGAAAAUUUUCUUUAAGAAAAGCAGCUGACUGUUAUAAAAUUAAUUUUAUGACGCUGCGACGAUAUAUGAAGCGAAAAGAGGAAGCUAGUCGUACAACAAAAUUGGUAGGAUAUACUAAACCCAGGCAAAUAUUCUCGGAUGAACAGGAACAGGAACUGACAUUAUACAUACAGAAAUGCUCUAAAAUAUUUUAUGGCUUGACUACAACUGAUGCCAAAACACUGGCAUAUGAAUAUUGCUGUGUUAACAAUAUCCAAAUUCCUGACAAGUGGAAAAUUAAAAGCAGUGCUACCAAAGAUUGGUUGAAAGGUUUCAUGAAUCGAAAUCCAAUUUUAUCCCUACGCACACCUGAAGCAACCAGCUUGAGUAGAGCCACGAGCUUUAAUAAACAUAAUGUGGGCGAGUUUUUUGACAACCUCGCUAAUGUAUAUGAGAGAUUUCAUUUUGAGUGUCAGGACGUAUGGAAUGUCGACGAAACGGGAGUUACGACUGUUCAGAAGCCAGGAAAAAUUCUUGCCACUAAAGGAGAGAAGCAAAUUGGAGCCGUUACUUCUGCGGAGAGGGGAACGCUGGUGACGAUGAUUUUGGCAGUUAGUGCUAGUGGAAAUUCAGUUCCGCCACUUUUCAUAUUUCCACGUAAAUAUUUCAAGCCACAUUUUAUAGCAGACGGUCCGCCAGGGUGUAUCGGAACCGCAAAUCCAAGCGGAUGGGUAAAUGAUGAGGCAUUUUUACUUUUCAUAACACACUUCGUGAAACACGUAAAAUGCACUCCAGAAAAACCAAUUCUUCUUCUCCUCGACAAUCAUGCAACACAUCUUUCAAUUGCAGUCAUAAAGUAUUCAAAAGACAAUGGCAUAAUUCUGCUUUCGUUUCCUCCACACACAUCACAUAAACUGCAGCCUCUAGAUAGGUCAGUUUAUGGUCCUUUCAAACGAUAUGUGAACAAUGCUACAGAUGGAUGGAUGAAAAGCAAUCCUGGGAUAACAAUGGGAAUCUACAACAUACCUACUAUUGUCAAACAAGCUUUGCCGCUCGCUGUAACACCUAAAAACAUAAUGUCGGGCUUCCAAGUCUCCGGCAUUUGGCCAUUUAACCGUGACAUAUUCGGCGAUGAAGAUUUUUUACCAUCUGCGGUUACAGAUCGCCCCAUACCCCAACCGUUAGAAAGUAAUUUAAUUGAAACAAGAGGCAACGAUGAAGAUCAAACUGAAGAGCAACAGUCUGUGCACCAACAAUGUUCUGAGUUAGAGCCCCAGCCAUCUACAAGUGGAAUCAAUAAAAGGCAUCAUAUAACACCAGAGCAGAUUCGCCCGUUUACAAAGGCAAAAGAGAGGAAAGGUCAUACAAACAGGCGUAAAUGUAAAACCGCGAUACUCACUGACACACCCAUUAAAAACCAGUUAGAACUAGAGGCAAAUAUAAGAAAUGAAAAAAAAGAGGCAAAACUACAGAAAGUAAAAAAAUCAUUAUCUUUUAAUAAAGAUAAAAAUAAAAAGACUAAAAUGGCAUCAAAAUCUAAAAAAGAGGUAGCCAAAACAUCAUCGAGUUCUGAAGACGAAUGCUUCUGUAUAAUAUGUGCUAAGAGGCUCAUAUUGCUUGCGUAAAAGGUGAUGCAGUAAAAUUUAUUUGCAUCAAUUGCGAAUCGGAAAUCAGUAGUGAAGAUAAUGAGUGAUAUCUGUCAAAGUCAAAAAACUAUAUACCAAAUAUAUAUAUAAAUGUUUUCUAAUUAAUAUUAAGAUUUUCUAUACAUUAUUUUAUCUGUAACGAUUUGCCCCAACCCUGUAACAACUUACCCCCG